AUGGCGCCAACGCAAGCAACUCACCUCCCCACGACGCUCCGCUCCCGCACCCACCCGAUCCUUCUCCGCACCCUGGAGCCGUCGGAUUUCGCCGCCGUCUCAGCUGUGCUAUCGAACCCGGAGAACACGAAAUACGACCCCCACGCUUCGGCCGUCUCACCCGAGGUGGCCAAGGUUGUGAUUGAGCGCAUGCGGGAGAGCGCUUCGGUGCCGAGCGUGCUCGACGAGGCGAGCGGCCGGGUAGCCAGUGGCCCGGGCAGGGUGAAUCUGCUCGUCGUCCUUGUCGACAACGACGACGACGACGAGAAGGAGGAAGAGGAGGGGACUGUCAUUGGGUUUGGCGGGUUUGGGUGUAUCCAAGAGCACGAGGUGGACGGGAAGAAGGUGAGGGUUGGUGAUGUUGGCGUAAUGAUUAACCCUACGUUCCGCGGACGGGGGUUCGCGACCGAGGCGAUCCGGUUGGCUGUCGAGUGGGCUUUCACGAGUGUUGCGGAGGGCGGGCCGCAGUUUGAUCGGGUGACGGCUACGAUGCUCGAGAGGAAUAAGCCGAUGGUUGGGUUGAUUGAGGGGAAGCUUGGAUGGAAGGGGGUUGUGACGCCGGGCAAGGAAGGGGUGGAGGGGGAUGGGGAGGUGUUAUUUGAGGUUACCAAGGAGACUUGGAGGAAGUGA
Molecule: messenger RNA, 669 nt
Organism: Colletotrichum orchidophilum
Lineage: Eukaryota; Fungi; Ascomycota; Sordariomycetes; Glomerellales; Glomerellaceae
Product: acetyltransferase
Exons: 1
Coding region: 1-669 (222 amino acids)
Molecular function (GO): acyltransferase activity, transferring groups other than amino-acyl groups
Source: RefSeq, a predicted model, not a curated record